AUGAUUGUGGCGCACAUAGUUCCAGGACCCACCACCAUUAGGUCAAUAUUACUAUCCGCUGGGUUAGUGAAUCCAGCAGUUUGGAGUAUUCCUUUGAGGAUUCCAGCUGUUCAUCUAACAUUUCCGAACCCAUUCAGUGGAGAACUGAAAAAAGAAGAGCAAACUCUCGAUCCACGACUCGAGCAGCUAAGACAAGAUAUAGAAUCGAGUGGCGAGAUACCUUUCAUAAUCGAUAACGGCACUAUAGUAAAGGCGGUUCCCAAGAAAAAAGUUUCAUAUCGAAACACUAGAACUAAAUUAUAUGCUCCUGGUGAAAAGCAGAUUAAGCAUUUAAACAAUUUGGUAAGAUGUCCUGCCUGUGGCCAUACAAAGAGGUCUCAUUUCUUAUGCAUGCACUGUUUUGCUGAAAUAAGAUCUUUCCUCAAAUCAAAGAAAAGAGAGGGUCAACAUACCGAAACUGAUCCCCAAUCUGAUUUAGACCCAAUCGACGAAAGGAUUUUGUAUCCUGGAAAGAGGUUGUCUGAAUAUGAAAGAAGACUAAAAUCUAAAGAUUGGAUUCCUGUGAGAGAGAAACCUUUGGUGUAUAAUCGUGAUCAGUUGAAGAAACCACUUGAUUAG
Molecule: messenger RNA, 618 nt
Organism: Priceomyces carsonii
Lineage: Eukaryota; Fungi; Ascomycota; Pichiomycetes; Serinales; Debaryomycetaceae
Product: mitochondrial 54S ribosomal protein bL32m
Exons: 1
Coding region: 1-618 (205 amino acids)
Biological process (GO): translation
Cellular component (GO): mitochondrial large ribosomal subunit
Molecular function (GO): structural constituent of ribosome
Source: RefSeq, a predicted model, not a curated record